GGCCUAGUGAACACGCGGGUGACCUCCAGGGCAGUCUUUAUUAUGCACUUUCCACAUGUUUAUUGUUAUAUCCCGGUGAAGGAAAAGCUAGUACUGGUUUCUUUCUUGUGGCGGUAUCUUGGGUUAAAUCAUUUCUUGAAUUCCUCACAUCGAAACACAUCCCGGUGCCCGGAAGGAUUGCUUGUUAGGAUUUCCGGUCGAGUUUAUCUUUUCGUUUCUUGCCUGGAGUGCUGCAUUCGUUGAGGCAGCCGAGAUGAGCGUUUUCUGACUUAUGGUUGCAGAAUACAAUGUCGUUUUUUAGAUUUUUUUUCCUUUGGCAUUCAUUAAAUACAAAUCUGUAUAAACUGUUGGAUUUGCGUGAAGCUCAUGUGAUUGUGAUUUAAUGAUUUCUUAUCCUGGUGAAAAAAUGUAAAUGGUUGGAUAUUGGCUCCUUGUGCAUCUAACUAUACCAGGAAUACCUCCGUUAUAAAAAAACUUUAAUUUCAUGUUCAGAUAGCCUUAGAAGAACAGUGUUGUUGUUAGGUCCGGAUGAGUUCACUCAUAGCGACCCCCUGUGACAAAGUAGAACUGCCCCGUAGGGUUUCCUAGGCUGUAAUCUUUACCGGAGCUGAUGGCUAGACCUCUCUCACAUGGAGUCGCUGGGUCCGUUCGAAUAGAAAAGCAAAAACCUUAUUAACAUUUCAGAUAUCUGAAUUAACUCAGAGCGUUGAAAUUUCCAAGGUGUAAAGUGUUCCUGCAUGUAUUACUUCUCUCCUGUAGGACUCUCCCUUCCAGGAGGGCUAAGUUUUAGUCUUCAAAACUUUUGGCCUUCAGGCAGUGGCGUCACUAGAAUUAGUGUUACCCAAUGUGGUAACUCAUUGUGUCACCUUCCCUCCCCCUCCCUUCCUCGUGGACCUCCUCUGGUACCAGACCAUACAGAAUCCUUAAUAAUGUUUUUUGUACUGCUACUCAUAAAUUGUAAUUCCCAUAUAUCACUCAUUUUUUUUCUUUUAAUUACUACUUCAUUCUCAAAAAAGUUAUUGAUACAGGUUCAUAAAUACUAAUUACCACAAUAUUGUAGCUAAAACACCAGAGAAUUUGACAAAAUCAGCAACUAUAAAAACACCAGCAACGAAAACAACAGCUCUAAACUACAUGAUUCAAAACGUCAUCGUAAUUGGGUAAUAAUGACAACUCUAAUCGGAGCGCGAUACAAGGCUGAAAAAGUAAAUUAGCAUAGAGUUUUAACUGUGCAGGUAUAUUGAUACAUAAGCUGGGUUUACAAAAAAUAUUUUUGUUGCUGUAACUACAGGGAUGUUCUUAUAAAAAGUAAUAAAUUUCUGCUGAAAUACUGCACAAAAGUUUUACAGAUAGUCAUUUUGUUGUCAUCCCCGCUGACAGUGUCACCCCUCUAAUGAUGCGACUGCUUCAGCCGUAACGUCUUUUGUUUCUUCAUUUAUAGCGCCUAUCCUGUGUUGUAAUUGAAUGUAUACUUCUGGUCUCCAGACAGUUUUGAAGAAAAUCUAAAACCACAGUAAUGGACUUGAAUGGCUUCCUUUGGAUGGAAGAGAAAAAUUGGAGAGAAGGUCUCAAAGGUUACCUCCCAGCAGUUUGAAGCUGAAGCUGCUGAUGAGAAGGAUGUAGUUGAGAAUAAUGAAGGGAACUGGCUUCAUGCCAUUAAACGCAGGAAAGAAAUGCUCCUGGAAGGCUGCGCUGAGAAAAGUAAACAGCUGAAGGAUGAAGGAGCCAGUCUGGCUGAAAAUAAAAGAUAUCGGGAGGCAAUUCAGAAAUGGGAUGAAGCGCUUCAGUUAACCCCAAAUGAUGCUACCCUGUAUGAGAUGAAAUCACAGGUCCUAACGUCUCUUCAUGAAAUGUUCCCAGCAGUGCAUGCAGCGGAAAUGGCUGUACAGAGAAACCCACAUUCAUGGGAGUCUUGGCAAACUUUGGGACGUGCUCAGCUUGGAUUAGGAGAGAUAGUCUUGGCAAUCCGAAGUUUUCAAGUAGCCCUUCACAUCUAUCCAAUGAACCCUGAAAUAUGGAAAGAAGAUCUGUCUUGGGCAAGAACACUCCAGGAGCAGCAGAAGGUAGCACAGAGAAUUGAAAAGAGUGAAACACCAGCAGAAAUAACACAUUUCUCACCAAAGUCAAUUCCCGACUAUGACUUUGAAAGUGAUGAGAUUGUUGCUGUUUGUGCGGCUAUUGCUGAGAAACAGAAAACAGUUUCAGCAAAUAAAACCAUGGUUAUCGUGUCUGCUUCUGGGACGGUAGAGACUGUAAGUGAGAAGGAAGAUUGUGCCACAACACCAGAUGGCUCUGUUUUUAUCAAAGCCCGAUGAAGCAGUAUGUGUAUCAUGAAUUAUUUGAAUCUAUGCUUUUGAUUAUCACUUAAAGUUUUAGACAUAGGGACAUUUAGUCUGGAGAAACAGGGCAAAACUCCUGCUUGUAAAAUAAGUUUUUCAGAUGAGGCAUGUAAAAACUAAAUGGAAGGAUUAUUGUAUAGUGUUUGGGCUAUGGUAAGUUAAGGCUUAGAUUUCAUAAGACUAAAAUUCUAAAUAAAAUGGUUUUUGAUUAAUUUAAAAUAUAUGAAUGGAUACAUUUUGAAAAUUUACAGCUCGAAAAGUGAAUUCAUGAAUAGUGAAUCACUUGAUGGCCGGCGUUACUAAAAUGUUGACUCAUGGACUUUUGUUUUAUGAUAAAGGAAGUUUGUGAAUACUUUCUUUUCUAGAAAUAUACUGCCCUUUAUAAAUACUUUUCUUGCUUCAUUACAGUAAAUCUGUCACACGGUUUGAAUAUUUUUGAACAUUCGUUUUGAUUCAGAGUUCUGAUUUUGCUAUCUAUGGAAUCUUGGAAAGUUCAGCUGAAAAUGCAUGUAAAUGUAUAUAUUCUGAACAUCUUCUGAAGUUUCUCUUAAAUCUGACUUGUGCUUAUAUUUUUGGCUUUAAAGUUACUAUAGCAGUGACAGUUGCCUCCUUUAGUAUUUGUUAAGUGUGUGAAGUGCUAAUAAAUGUCAGAAUGAUUUCUUAAAAAUCAUUACUGUAAGUAGAGUAGUCUUUACUACAACUGAGUUCUUUUUAAGAUGUACAUUUUUAAAAGGAUGGGUGGCUUUUCCAGAUACACUGUAACAAGCUGUUCUGCUACGUUGUCCCAAUCAAAAGCAAUAUUUCCUUUUCCUUAUUUUUAAAAGCUUAAAAGUCUGAAAGUAACAUAUCUCUUGCUUAUAACUUUCUACCUGAUGAUUUGGGAUUCCUUUCCUAAUUAACUUUUUCUGAAUUUGUCAGUGAAAUGAGACAUAAUCACAAUUUUAAAUAGCUAAAUUAUUUCUUUCUAAAAAUAUAAGUAGGGGUGUUGUUACUAGAGUGCCAGUGAGCCAGUAACUUAGGCACAAAAUAUCUACUGCUGUCGAUUCAAUUCUGACUCAUAGUGACCCUACAGGACAGAGUAGAACUACAUAGAAACUAAAAUAUGCUUUACAGUACAGUCCAAUGAGUAGAGAAGGGUAUAUUAAAUAUUUCAUUGAAAAGCCAUAAUCACAUUCACGAAUCAAUACUGUCACUGCUAACGUGAAUUAUUAUAUUUACAUUACAUAUAUUGUGGUACAAUUAUAUAGAACUCUUGGAUACUCUUAUUUCAGACACUCAGGAAGAUAUUAUUGGGGUAAAAUUAAUUUUAUCUCAAAAAAGAAAGUGAACUACUUCAUGUUAAGGAAUUUUACCUAGUCUUGUUGGAGUGUAUAAGUAAUGAUUUAUGUUUUUAUGAGACAAUUUUUUAAAUUUUGUUUUGAUGGAAUGCUUAUGUCUUUUUUUCAGAGUUGAAGAAGUCAGCACUUGCCUUGUAAAGUAUUAUAUUUUUCUCUCAAGUUAUAUCAGAAAAUUAGCUCUGGUUAGAAGGGUCAGGUUCAGAAUGAUCCAAAAGUAAAUACUGAUUCUACUUUCUUUUGUUUAGUAAGGAGCCUUCUCAGAGGAGAUAGUUGAGUAUCUAUAGAAGUGCCCACUCAAAAUUUGGAUAAUGUUUUGACUAAUGGAUGUGUGCUUCUUGUGUAAUUUGUGAAUAAAUAGAUUUUUCUGCAUUUUGAAGAUUUUUCUGUUAUUUUGUGUUGUUAGCUUUGAAAAAAGGAGAUUGAUUCACUUUUUUGUAUGCAGAAAUAAUGUCUGCAUAGCACAUUGCAUGGUGUCUAGCACAUGAAGCACUCACUAAAUGAUAGCUACUUUUUGUUUUUUUCAUUGUACUUUAGAUGAAGGUGUACAGAACAAACUAGCUUCUCAUUAAACAAUUAGUAUACAUAUUGUUUUGUGACAUUGGUUGCCAACCCCAUGACAUGUCAACACUCUCCCCUUUUCUAUCUUAGGUUCCCUAUUACCAGCUUUCCUGUCCCCUCCUGUCUUCUAGUGCUUGCCCCUGGGCUGGUGUGACCAUUUAGUCUCGAUUGUUUUUGUGGCCCUGUCUACUCUCUGGCUGAAGGGAACCUCAGGAGUGACUUCGAUACUGAGCUAAAAAGAGUCUGGGGGCCAUACUUUCAGGGUUUCUCUAGUCUCUGUCUGACCAAUAAGUCUGUUUUUUUUUGUGUGUGUGUGAGUUAGAAUUUUUUCUAUAUUUUUCUCCAGCUUUGUCCAGGACCCUCUAUUGUGAUCCCUGUCAGAGCAGUAAGUGGCGGUAGCCAGGUACCAUCUAGUUGUGCUGGACUCAGACUGGUAAAGGCUGUAGUACUUGUGGUCCAUUAGUAAUUUGGACUAAUCUUGCCCUUGUAUCUUUGGUUUUCUUCAUUCUCCCUUGAAUGAUAACUACUUCUAUGAAGAGCUUAAGUUAGUUUGGAGGUCAGUUUCUUCUGAUUUUAAGAGUGUAAGAACUGUUUCAUAACCCCUUUCUUACCUGAAAGUGAGACAUCACUACUUCUGAUAUUACAGGACAUUUAUUUGCCAGUUUGGGAUCAUUCUUAGCAUAAGGGCUCUUCCUAAACCCCAAAAGAGACAAGUCUCAGGGUGGAGUAUAGCCACUAGAUUUUCUUAAAACCUAAUAUUUCCUCUGUAUUGUCAGUGAUCAGUGAUAGGCCAGGUUAGUCUCUUCCUCAUCUGGGUAUAGUGUAGACCUAAGAUGGUUUAGACAAAAGUUGCAGGAGAAAGAGAAUAGGGAGUUAUGCAGAAGGAAGGCAGCUCCUCUCUUCACAUCCCAAGAGAUGGUUAGCUAACACUCUUCUACACAGGAUGAGAAAAAUAUAUCCAUUACUUUACAAAAAUGUGAAUACUGAUGAACGUUUACUAAGCUGGUUAAUUGUAAUAACAGAUUUUUAAAAUCUGAAAGAAAAAUAAUUGAUGCUUAUGCUAGUGAUAUAAUUAAAGAUGUUUAAUAUGCUUUCUGAAAUAAUACACUAAAAUUGAUUCUAAUUUUUAUUAAUCUUCUUUAGAAAUUAUAUGGCAUAGAGAGGCUCACUAGCCAGAAUAUUACAUAUCCCCUAUCCUCAAACCUACUGCUAUCGAGUCAGUUCUGACUCAUAGCAACCCCAUAGGGUUUCCGAGGCUAUAAACCUCUACGGAAGCAGACUGCCAUCCAGAGCAUGCUUAAUAAUUUGAGCUUUUCUCAUAUAGUAUUCUCUAGGGAACAGGCUUUUAGAUUGAAGAGUAUUUCUCCUAAAUGUGUUAAUACAUACUACGUAAACAUUAAAAAGUCAUGGGAAGUAUAAAUCAUAGAACACAGAUCUACUUAGUUGGCACCGUCACAUAAAACUUGAUAACCUAUUGCUGUCAAGUCGAUUUCGACUCAUAGUGCCCCUAUAGGACAGAGUAGAAUUGCCCCAUAGGGUUUCCAAGGAGCGGCUGGUGGAUUCGAACUGUGACCUUUCAGUUAGCAGCCAAUCUCUUAACCACUUUGCCACCGGGGCUCCACAAAACUUGAUGGUGGUGGUUUAAAUAUGAAGAGCUUAGAAAUUGAUGUUAUAUGGCAAAGUUAUAAUGAAGAUUUAGAUAAAUAAACUUUACCUCAGAAAGCUAGAGCUUCCACUAUUAUAAUGAAACAGUAUAGCCUUUUCAGUUUGAAAAUAAUGCUUUACAUAAUAUUAAAAGCUUGUUUCUCUCUUUGCCAGCAGUAAUUAUCAGUCAUUUCUUUUAGUUUCCUUGUCAAAAGCCCUUUGAAAUUGACUCUAUACCAGCCCUUCUGACCUUUGAGUUGAUGACAUACAUGUAUCUAAAUGAUUUGCGAGUUGACGUGAGAACCAUAGCUCCAUGAUAAUUAUCUUCAAAUCAAUGAGUAUAUUAAAUGUAGGUUUUUUUUUUUUUUUUCUGAGAAGUUAUUAUUAAACUGGUGAUAUAUUUUAUAAUUGAUGGCAUUUUAGGAUUGAGAAAAUAGUUUUUGUGGGGUAUUUUAAACCAAUAAUGAAAUAUGGAAAUUUGUAGAUGAUUUACCACCUUACCAAACUAAAUUAAAAUGAAAUAAAGGUUAUCCCUAAAGUAAUGUCACGUUACUCACUGGCAACUAAAUAUGCACGCCUGAAUGACAGAGAAGAGGUGGCCCUAUAUCUAAGCUAGUGUACCAUGUAUUGUUUAUUAGAGUGUCUUGUGUGUGAAUUUCUCUUGUGUUUGCCAAGGUGGAAGAAACGUUGAGAAAUGCUGAUACCUAUCUACACUUUGCUGGGAAGGCAGGGAUGGGAAUGGCUUCCUUUCACAGUGCUUCUUGAUUCCAUGUGUAGAGACAUGCAUCAACCUAAGAAUCCUGGUCUCCCUCUUCUAUCUACCUCCCAUCUUCCCAGGAAAGAAAGAAGUUGAGGGUAAAGACUGGGCCUGGUAGGCCCUUCAUCCUCUUUCUUUGGAUUUGUUAUGUUUACAGAGAGCCCUUGCUGUGUUUUAGGCUUUGCAGUGAAGACUCUCUGCCUCUGCAAGGGGAGACCUGUGAUGUACAGAACUGCCCAUGCUUGGUGUGAACAGGUAUGUCUGAUUGUAGGGUCAGUAUUAGGUGGCCAAUUACAUCCUCUGACCUAGCCUUUCCAGCAAUGAAUCUGACAUAUUGAAUCUCCAUCUGUCUCAAUCUUUUUCUCUCAAUUGGUUCAGAAGUCAGAGGGGACAAGGGUCAUUAUUUUAUGACUCCCUCGAACUACAACAAAGAUUAGUGCAGAGUAUGUUUCAAAGUACAUAUGAGAUAAAAACCAAAUAUAGGAGUUUUUUAAAAUUUUAUUUUAGAAUUUUUUUAAAUGAGGAAAUUCUAUUGAAAAUGGGUAACGUUAAUUACAAGGCAACCUGUAAAAAUUUGUUCAGGCUAUCUGAAAGGUCCCCUGACUUGGAACUGUGAUGUAUCGUGGUAUUGACCCUAGGUUUAAUUGGAAGGAAAGAAUGCAGAGAGGGGCAUGAUAUGCUGUACUCAUCUGGAUCAACUUUCUUGACUAUAAUUUACAAAAAUAAAAUGGACCCAUUUUAAGUUUACAGUUUAGGUUACUUCAACAAAUGUGGACACCAUGUCAUACCACAGAAUAUUUCCCUCCUGCUCUUUUGCAGUCAGUUGCCCUCCACUCCAACCAAUAGCCCUAGACAACUGCCGAUCUGCUUUCUGUGGCUCUAAAUUAGACUUGCCUUUUCUAGAAUCUCAUAUAAAUCAUACAGUCUGUGCUGUUUUGUGUCUGGUAUUUUUCAUUCAGCAUAAUGUUUUUGAAAUUUAUCCAUAUUGAGAUUCAUCUGCCAUUGUGUGUAUCAGUGACUUGCUCCUUUUUGCUGAGUUGUAUGUCUGUACCGUGAUUUGUUUAGCUGUUCAGCUGUUGAUGGACAUUGAAGUUUGUUUCAAGUUUUGAUCUGUUGAGGUUAAAGCUGCUGUGUACAUGCAUUACAAGUCUUUGUAUGGGCAUAGGCUUUCAUUUCUUCGGGGUAGAAAAACACCUAGGGUUGGAAUGGCUAAGUCUUACAGUAAGUGUAUGUGUAACUUGUGUAACUUUAGAGGAAGUUGCCAAACUGUUUUCCAAAGUAGCUAUACCAUUUUGCAUUCUCACCAGCAAUAAAUUAGUUCCAUUUGCUUGGUAUUGUCAGUCUUUUUAAUUUCAGCCACUUUACUGGAUAUGUCAUGGUAUUUGACUGUGGUUUUAAUUUAUAUUUCCCUAAUAAUGUUGAUCAUAUUUUCAUAUGCUUAUUUCACAUCUGUAUAUCUUUUUUUUGAAAAGUGUUCAAAUAUUUUGUCCAUUUUUUUUUAAUUUGAGUUGUUUAUUAUUAAGUUGCAAGGAUUCUUCCUAUAUUUUGGAUACAAGUCUUUUACAAGAUAUAUGUAUUUUGAAUCUUUUUCCCCAUCUGUAGCUUUCCUUGUCAUUUCUUUAAUGGCACCUUUUGUAGAGCAAAAGUUUUCAAUUUUGAUGAAGUCCAAUUUUUUUUUUUAUCAUUUGCACUUUUUGUAUCCUAAGAAGUCUGUGCUUACCCCAGGAUCACAAAGUUUUUUUGUUUUAUGCUACAGGUUUUAUAGUUUUAGCUUAUGGUUAGGUCUGAUCCAUUUCAUGUUAAAUUUUAUAUACAGUAUGAGGUGAAGGUCCAGGUUCAUUUUUUUGGUGUCUAGCUAUUCAAGCACUAUUUGUUGAAAAGACUGCCAUUUUCCCAUUGAAAUGCCUUGGCAUCUUUGUUGAAAAUCAAUUCACCAUAAAUUUGAGGAUCUAUCUGAGCUCUCUAUUCUGCCACACUGAUCUAUGUCUAAUCUUAUGCCAAUACCACCAUCUCGAUUACUGUAGUUUUAUAGUAAGUCUUACUAAUCAGUGCGAUUCCUCCCACUUUUUUCGAAAUUGUUUUAGCUAUUGUAGUUUCUUUGCCUUUCCAAAUACAUUUUAGAAUCAGCUUGUCUAUAUGUUCAAGGAAGCCUCCUGAAAUUUUGAUUGGAAUUGUGCUGAAUCUAUAGAUUAGUUUGGGAGGAAUCGACAUCUUAGCAGUAUCAUGUACAUGGCACACUACUUAUUUUAGGUCUUCUUUAAUUUCUCCUAGUAAUGUUUUGUAGUUUUCAGGGAACAGGUGUUGCCCAUAUUCUGUUAAGUUUACCCCUAAGUAUUUCAUGGUUUUUUUUUUUUUGAUGAUAUUAUAACAUUUAAAAAAAAAUUUCCUUUUCCAAUUGUUUAAUACUAUUACAUAGAAAUACAAUUGAUUUUUAUAUGUUGGCCUUGUAGCCUGGAACCUUGAUAAAUUCAUUUAUUAAUCGUAUUGGCUUUUUUUUUUAAUAGAUCCUUAGAAUGUUCUAGGUGUACUAUGUCUUUAUGAUUAAAGACAGUUUUCCUUCUUCCCUUUCAAACUGUAUGGCUUUCAUUUCCUUCUCUUGCCUUAUUGCAGUAUCUAGGACCCCCAAUACAAUGUUGAAUACAAGUGAGAGUGGACA
Molecule: messenger RNA, 9291 nt
Organism: Loxodonta africana (African savanna elephant)
Lineage: Eukaryota; Metazoa; Chordata; Mammalia; Proboscidea; Elephantidae
Gene: TTC33
Product: tetratricopeptide repeat domain 33
Exons: 5
Coding region: 1527-2315 (262 amino acids)
Molecular function (GO): protein binding
Source: RefSeq, a predicted model, not a curated record